Lineus longissimus is the source of this 2224-nucleotide messenger RNA. RefSeq names its product organic cation transporter protein-like. The record is from RefSeq and is a predicted model, not a curated record. Gene Ontology annotation, cellular component: membrane. The transcript is spliced from 10 exons. Bases 315 to 1994 code for a protein of 559 amino acids. Gene Ontology annotation, molecular function: transmembrane transporter activity. Gene Ontology annotation, biological process: transmembrane transport. Lineage: Eukaryota; Metazoa; Nemertea; Pilidiophora; Heteronemertea; Lineidae.
CAUUGCCUCCCCCAGAUCCUGCGUAUGUAUGGUCCCGCGUCACAAUUGUCUGGUCGUCUGUGGCUUCUGAUCAUGUCUCCUCUUGUCAUAUGUUCUAUUUUCUCCAAAUUCUAUACAACAAUCCAUAAAUAUGUAGGCCUUUAUACAUGUACAAUGUAAUUUGAAUAUACAUGUACAAUACAACUGGCAAUAGGUCUACCCACUAUUGUGUGAAUAUGAUAAGAGUCUUUCAAAUGUAUGAAUAAUAAUAAUGAAAUAUAGCUUCAAAUAGCUAGGAAAUAAUUAUAGUCUCUUAUAUAGAGUAACCAUACUAAAUGACCAUACAUGAUGUUUCUGACAGAGAAAGGCUUUUGCUUAAAAUCCAGACGAUGGUCUCCUUCGACUCGAUCCUCGCAAUUUUGGGCGAUUUCGGGAAGAUACAGAAUAUCGUAUUUUUCGCUGCAGCAUUUCGUAUUAUCUUCUCAGCUUGGAUGGGAAUGUUGCCCGUUUUUGUGCUGGGAAAGAGAGAAUACAGGUGCUCGCUGCCAGGAUGGGAGAACGAUACAUACGUAGUUCAGAAUGCUGCUCACGAACAAAUGAUAAAUGCAACCGUUCCAGUAGGUUCGAAAUGUACUAUGUACGAUUUGGACGGCAACGAGACGAGAUGUUCAUCUUGGGUUUAUGACCAGACCUACUUUACACCAUCAGCUGUGAUGGAGUUCAACUUGGUGUGUGAAAGAAUGAUUUAUCGUUCAAAUGCUAACAUGGCCUUCAUGUUGGGCUUGCUGGUAGGAGGUGUGAUAGGUGGCGAACUGUCGGACAGGUUUGGUCGGAGGAAGGCGCUACUUUGCGGUGUCGCUUUGCAGGGGUUAGCGGGCAUAACGAGUGGCCUCGUUCCCGAGGUUUAUUCCUUCAUCGUUAUGAGAUUUCUGAUCGCUGUUGGUGGUACAUUCGCUUAUUCAGCUACUUUCGUCCUAGUGAUGGAAAUGGUUGGUCCGUCCAAGCGGCAGUUGGUGGGAAUCUGCCUGAACUUCUUUUAUGCCAUCGGGGUAUCAUCAUUGACCUUAUUUGCAUACUUCAUUAGAAACUGGCGGCAUCUGACACUCGUUACGUCAAGUUUCUUUGCCUUGCUCAUAUCAUACUGGUGGCUUAUACCAGAAUCUCCAAGAUGGUUGCUAGCAAAGGACCGAAAGCCAGAAGCAAUCAAGAUAAUUAGAAAGAUUGCGCGCGUCAAUAAGAGGGUGUUACCUGAGAUGUACAUUGAAGAACUGAACGUGGAACAACCCGGACAUCACGUGAAAGAAGAGAGCUUAAUCCAUCUGGCGAAAAGCAGGACUUGUAUGAUACGUCUGUUCAUCUUGAUACUCAACUGGGUAGCGAUAUCCACAGCAUUUUAUGGUUUGGCGUUGAAUUCUGGUAAUCUCUCUGGUGAUCUAUACAUCAACUACCUGGUCAUGUCACUGAUCGAAGUACCAGCGUACUUAUUUGCUCUACUGGCCCCCUACAAGUUGGGCCGUAAAAUCCCUCACACGUUCUGCAUGCUCCUUGGAGGAGUUGCCUGUGUAGCUUCUGUGUUCGUUGUCCUCUUUGGAAAUGACGGCACCGAGUGGGUAAUAACUGCUUUAUCUACAAUUGGUAAAUUCGGUGCAUCUGCUGCAUUUGCCUCGGUCUAUGUCUACACUGCCGAAGUCAUCCCAACCCCACUCAGGAACAGAGCCGUCGGGAUAUGCGGGAUGUGUGCUCGGGUUGGCAAUAUGAUAUCACCCUAUAUAUCAGACCUGGGCGAACUUAUAGAUGGCCCUUACUCGGAUGUUCUUCCUCUGAUCGUCUUUGGAACGCUCUGUGUCAUUGCCGGCAUCCUCAGCCUAUUCCUGCCAGAGACUUUCAGAAAGCAUUUACCCGAAACCAUAGCAGAGGCGGAAGCCAUUGAUAUGAAAAGAGCAGUUUAUAGCAUCUCGGAGAACUCUGACAAGCAGCAGAACGAGACUGAAAUUCCUUUGAACAUUACUUCCUAGGAACUACAUUCUACAACUAGUUACAUGUUCUUAAUCGAUAUUUACUCCCAACUAUUUUCAUUACAUCCCGUCACAAAAACAAGAAAACUCCCAUCAGUGUUUCUAAGAGAUUAUUAUUUGUGAAGUUCGAUCUGUCAACACCAGUAAACGGAUUGGAUGAUGUUAACAACAUUCAAUAUUGCCAAAUACAAUAUCCGGCGUGUGACCAAGUAAUGGAGAAAGUGUUCCCA